UCCGCGCUAGAUUUCUCCUCUCUCGCUUCUGCAGAAGAAAAAGAAGAAGAAGAAAAGCUAGGGUUAGGGUUUCUAAUAUUCAAAUCUCUCUCCAAUGGCUUGGAGGAACUUCUACAACGAGGUCAAAGGGCUGAAAGUGAGGGAUCUGCCGGCCCAUAUAAAGCCGAUGCUGUCGAUCGACUACUUGAAGAAGUCGAUCAGCUGGGGCUUGGACAACUACCAUGCCAAGUACAUACAAAAGAGCUCCAUCGAACCUCUUUAUCAUGUCUGCAUUGGCGGCAUGAUCUUCUCCUACCUUGUCGCUCUCCACGAGGAGAGCCGCCAUCUCGAGCACCAGCAACACGCCAAGGAGCAUGGCGGGCAUUGAUCGGUUAUCGCGGUGAUGCAGGGUUGAUGAUGGGGUUAUUCAGAGGUUGAUUUGCGUC
Magnolia sinica is the source of this 425-nucleotide messenger RNA. RefSeq lists its product as uncharacterized. Bases 95 to 367 code for a protein of 90 amino acids. The transcript has a single exon. The record is from RefSeq and is a predicted model, not a curated record. Lineage: Eukaryota; Viridiplantae; Streptophyta; Magnoliopsida; Magnoliales; Magnoliaceae.